AUGGCUGUAAUAACCGGGGUUAUCAUGAAUACUUGUGUGUUGAUAAACGCCUUAGUUCUUCUGGUCACUGUUCCUGUCGUCGUGUUGUCUGUUCACGCCGGAACGCGGUCCCAAGAAAAAGAGACGCCACCUCGAGCGCGCAUAGUCCAAACCGCCUCGCGGAGACUGGCCAUUGGGUUGGUCUGCUGUUCCCGAAGCACAUUCUCGUGCCUGAAUGAGCUGGGAAGCCGUUCUUCGGCGUCAAUGUCUGGCUCUGGAUGACGUGUUCGGAAUCCAAGGGCAACCGAAGGCAGUCAGAGCAGCCGUCGUCAAGAGGUCUCGGUACUCCAGCUUGGAGCUAGGCGGGUCACUUGUUGGUCCGGGGAAGGAGAAGACGUGCCCCAGUUGCCACUUAUCUCU
Protopolystoma xenopodis is the source of this 399-nucleotide messenger RNA. NCBI's taxonomy places the organism in Eukaryota, Metazoa, Platyhelminthes, Monogenea, Polystomatidea, Polystomatidae. The record is from the annotation of a GenBank genome assembly.